GCUUUGAGGAUAUGACAGCCGAAUCACAUAAAAUUAAUACAGACGACUGAGACACAAUCAACCGAAUUUCCUCUACAGAUGAAGAAUAAAAUCUCUCCAUGGGGAUGAACCAAUGAUGGCAGCAGUUACACAGCUGCUUUUGGAUACACUGGAUGAUCUGGGAGAGGAUGAACUUAAAACUUUCAAGUGGGUCCUACAGCAUGCUGAUAUCCUGGAGGAUUUCCCUGCCAUCCCAAAGAGCCGUGUGGAAAAGGCUGACAAGCUGGACACACUGGACCUGAUAGUGCAGACCUACAAUGACCAGUCUGUGGAGGUGACCAAAAAGGUGCUGACAAAGAUCAACAGGUAUGAUCUGGUGCAGAGUUUGUCCCACAUCAGUUCGGGACCCAAACAGAUUUUGCAGGACGUUGGAGGAAUUUCAGGAAGCAGUGAAGCAUCUUAUGCUUCUCCCCCUCCCCCUCCUAUCCACGGCAGUCAGACUAAAGAUUUGCUGGAACCACAACCUCACCCUCCAGAACUCAUUGCAAUUAACCGUUGCACACUCCAAUCACACCUCCAGAACAGGUUUAUGUGUGCACAAGAAGGGUGGACGGAAAGGAUGGAUAAAAAACUCCUAGAUGACGUCUACGUAGAGCUCUACAUCACCAGUGGGAGUUGUGUGAAUAUCAACAGGCAGCAUGAGGUCAGGCAGAUUGAGAUGGCAUCAAGAGAACUAAGGGAAAUAGAGCAACCAGUCCAUCCCAGUGAUAUCUUCACACACCCUUCUGGAAAAAACACACCUGUAAGAACAGUGCUGACGAGUGGGAUCGCAGGAAUUGGCAAAACGUUCCUUGUACACAAAUUCAUUCUGGAUUGGGCUGAAGGAAGAGCCAAUCAAGAUGUGCAUCUUGCAUUCCCCUUCACCUUUCGCCAGCUGAAUUUACUGAAGGGCAGAAGUUUUCGUUUCGCUGAGCUCAUUCACAGAUGUAUCAGGGAAACCAAAGACAUCAAAGAGGAGGAUCUUAAUGACAUCUUCAAAAAACUACAGGCUUCGGGAAACACCAACUAUGACAAGAGUAAAUUCAAACUUCUUUUUGUGCUCGAUGGGCUGGAUGAAAGCCGCCUUCAACUUGACUUCACUCCUGACAAUUAUCCCACCAUUGAUUUGACACAGGCAGUUGGAAUAGAUGUCCUGUUGACUAGCCUCAUCAAGGGGGAUCUUCUGCCCUCUGCUCGCCUCUGGAUAACCACACGACCAGCAGCGGCCAAUCAGAUCCCUCUUAACGUUGUUGACAUUAUGACAGAAGUCAGAGGGUUCACUGAUGCACACAAGGAAGAGUACUUCAGGAAGAGAUUCAGAGAUAAGAGCCUUUGUGACAGAAUCCUCUCUCAUGUCAAGAUAUCCCAAAGCCUCCACAUCAUGUGCCACAUCCCGGUCUUCUGCUGGAUAACUGCUACAGUUCUGGAGGACGUGUUGACAACCAGUGACAAAGAAGAGCUGCCGAAAACCCUAACAGAGUUAUACACAGAAUUCUUGUUGUUUCAGAUCAGACAGACAAAAGAGAAGUACGGCACAGAGAGGAGCAUUCAGUACAUUCAGUCACUUGCAAAACUUGCUUUUCACCAACUGAAAAAGGGGAACCUGAUCUUCUAUGAGAAAGAUCUCAAAGAGAGUGGAAUUGAUUUCCACGAAGCCUCGGUGUACUCGGGUGUGUUCACGCAGAUCUUUAAAAAGGAACACCGCUGGAAGAAGGACAUGGAUGAGGAUAAAAUGUUCAGCUUUGUCCAUCUGAGUAUUCAAGAGUUCUUGGCUGCUGUUUAUGUGGUACAGUCACUCAUUAACAAAAACAAAAAUGUACUGGCGCAACAACUCAUGUUCCAAAGUGUUCAAACACUUUUCAAAAAAGCAUCCAUGGCAGAGGUCCAAAGAAUGGCUAUUGACAGGGCCUUAAAGAGUCCAGAUGGACACCUGGAUGUGUUCCUCCGCUUCCUCCUAGGUCUCUCCCUAGAGACCAGUCAGGAUAGCUUACAAGGCCUGCUGAGACAGACGAUUAGUACUUCAGAGGCCAAUCAGGAAACAGCGCUGUACAUCAAAAAAAAGAUCCGUGAGAAUCCUUCUCCAGAAAGAUGCAUCAACCUAUUUCACUGUCUGAAUGAGCUCAAUGAUCAUUCCCUAGUGGAUGAGAUCCAGCAGUACUUGAGUUCAGGAAGCCUGUCCUCAUUCAAACUCUCUCCUGCUCAGUGGUCAGCUCUGGUCUUCAUCUUACAGUCAUCGGGAAAAGACCUGGAUGUGUUUGACCUCAGGAAGUACUCUGCUUCAGAGAAAGGUCUCCUGAGGCUGCUGCCAGUGGUGAAGAACUCAGAUGUCUUCAUACUGAACGGCUGUAACCUGUCAGAGAGGAGCUGUGAAGCUCUGGCCUCACAGCUCAGCACCCAGUGCUCCAGUCUGAGAGAGCUGGACCUGAGUAACAACAACCUGCACGAUUCAGGAGUGAAGCUACUCUCUGUGGGACUGCAGAGUCCACACUGCAGGCUGGAAACUCUCAGACUGAGCGGCUGCAUACUGACCCCGAGAAGCUGUGAAACUCUGGCGUCAGUUCUCAGCUCCCAGUUCUCCAGUCUGAGAAAACUGGACCUGAGUAACAAUGACCUGCAGGAUCCAGGAGUGGAGCUGGUCUGUACUGGACUGAAGAGUCCCUGCUGUAAACUGGAAACAAUCAGGUUGAAUUUGUGCAACCUGUCAGAGAGAAGCUGUGAAGCUCUGGCCUCAGAUCUCAGCUGCCAGUCCUCCAGUCUGAGAGAGCUGGACCUGAGUAACAAUGACCUGCAGGAUUCAGGAGUGAAGCUUCUCUCCACUGGACUAGAGAGCCCACUCUGUCGACUUGAAAGUCUCAAGCUGUCAGGCUGCCUGGUCACAGAGGAAGGCUGUGCGUCUUUGGCCUCAGCUCUGAGCUCCAACCCGUCCCAUCUGAGAGAGCUGGACCUGAGCUACAACCAUCCAGGAGACUCAGGGGUGAAGCUGCUCUCUGCUGGACUCAAGGAUCCACAGUGGAGACUGGAAACUCUCAGUUUGGACCAUAUUGGAAUGUGCUGGUUGAAAUCUGGUCUCAGGAAGUAUGCCUGUCAAGUCACCUUGGACCCAAACACAGCAAACAGAUACCUCUCUUUGUCAGAGGAAAACAGAACAGUGACACUGGUGAGAGCAGAGCAGCCACAUCCUCAUCACCCAGAGAGAUUCGACCACUGGAAGCAGGUUCUGUGUACCAAUGGUCUGACUGGCCGCUGUUACUGGGAGGUGGAGAAGAUAGGGUGGGUGUCUAUAGGAGUGACUUACAGAGGAAUCGGAAGAAAAGGCAAAGGUGCUGACUGCUGCCUCGGGUUUAGUGACACAUCCUGGAGCAUGUGCUGCUCUCGGAGCCCUUACUCUUCCUUACACAACAACAGAAUUGCAGCCAUAUGCACGACCAGCCGUAUAUGUGACAGAGUAGCAGUGUAUCUGGACUGGCCUGCCGGCACUCUGUCCUUCUACAGAGUCUCCUCUGAUACACUGAUCCACCUCUACACCUUCCACUGCACAUUCACCGAACCCCUCUAUCCUGCAUUUGGGUUUGAGUAUGUCGUUAGGUUUAACUCUAGAGUUAUUCUGUGAAAGAUGCAGGAGAAAGAGUUGCCUCCUGUAGACGAUCGCUAUUGCUGAAACAAGACUGUACAAGACCACACACACAAAAAUGGUGUGCAGUUUGUGUAUUUUCAUGUCACAAUGCAAUGAUGACAGCCAAUGUAGCUCUCGCCUAAGACCUCUCACCUAAGGCAUUUUUUCCAAUAGACCUCAUCAAGCCAUCUGGCUCAGCCACUUCCACCUUAACCACAAUUUGGUCAAAAUUUGUGUCUGGUCACAUAAAACUGCUAGAGCAUUUGUAACUGACACUUCUUUGCCUUUCUCAGUCCAUGGAAACAUGGCGUCUAGAGGUAUACAUGGGUUUAAAUGGCUGGAAGAAGAAACAAUGGGGCAGUUACAUCCUGGAAAUUUGUCGAGAAAUUCUGUGUUUUUCCCUAUAGUUUUUCCAUGGUCUAUAUCACCAUCUGCUAGCUGAAUGAGUCAGUACCACAAAAAAGAUAUGUAUCAGCAUAUUAUGGCCUACUGACCCAAUUAAAGGCCCAUUCAGUGCAUUUACUGUGGUCUCCUAUGAACUGAAACAUAAAGAGGUCUGAUUUUUCAAAAUAAAGCCCCAAACUGUUGUUUUUAGAUGGGUUUAAUAAGUUGAAGUGACAUCAAAUGAGUUUUGAUGUGAUCUUUGAGCCGAAUAGGGUGAACAAAUGUAUCUAAAAAUGCCAGUAUCAAGAGCUCAUCUAUUGUGUCAUACAUCAUUUUAUAAGUGUCUAUCUCUGUACCAGUGACUUUCAGAUGUUGUUUUAUGGUUCAGUGGAGCUUUUGGGCAAAUGCUUUAUUAUUUCAAAGAUGUAUUCACUCUAAAACUGCAAUGUCUUUUUAGGCAAGGACAAAAAAUGUCCUUUUAUUCUGUCAUGUUCCUUCAUUAAAUCUGACCCAGUAGCAUCUACACCGAUACUUAUAGCUCUCCAGUUCAUCUCCCAUUUAUGUUUAGUUAAAGACUUUGAUUAUUCAUAUGGGCCUUGUAGUUGCUGGAAUGUACCCUAAAUAAAGGAAAUUUUCAAGCAGAGACUUGAGAAAGGGGAGUAGGCAAGAACAGUGUUUAUUAAUGUACUGUACAUGGGGGGAACUUAACAGGGUUAUAAAAUAACCAGGCUGUGCUCAUACACUAAUUUUCCUACAAAAAGUAAUAGUUUGUAUAUAUCCUAUGUAAUUAUGGACAAGUAAAUUGUGCCUGAUCCAUGUAUUUUGGAAAGCUGCGAUCACAUUACCAAUAUGCUGAUGGGAGUAAAGAAUAAAGAGGGAAGUGGGAAUACAAGGGAAGUGUGCAGUUUUGUUUGGAGAUAGGUUGGAGUGUUUAGUGGAUCACAAAACACAGGACUUUCACCCUGAACUUUUGCCAGUGUUUGGAACUGUUUGAACUUUUGGUGAAUUAUGAGUCAUUUUAAGGUAUGUCACCACCAUAUUUCUUUUCCUACACAUAACCACAGUAACUUUACUAGCCUAAACCUAAAAUCCAUAACUUUGCGUUAAGUGUUUAACUUUGUGUUAGUACUUAAUAUAAUUUGUGUGGCGCUGAUUCGUAGGAUAUGAUGCAAAACGUUAUUUAAGCAUACGUUGAAAAUAAAACGACUCAAGUCGUAUGUCUGAAUAUGAUUGACAGAUUUGAAUAUCUUUCUCAUGAA
Messenger RNA from Plectropomus leopardus (leopard coralgrouper), 5274 nucleotides. Its product is annotated as protein NLRC3-like. NCBI's taxonomy places the organism in Eukaryota, Metazoa, Chordata, Actinopteri, Perciformes, Serranidae. Gene Ontology annotation, molecular function: protein binding. The record is from RefSeq and is a predicted model, not a curated record.